AUGGCUGAGUCCUGGAGCCUCAGUGACUCUGAGCUAUUCUACAGCUUUGAGCUGCUGCCUAACAUCACCAACAGAACUGAACUGAACUCCUACAUCCUUCAUGGACAAAAUCACACAGCAGGAUAUGUGUGCAGAGCAGGAAGAGGAGAUCCAGCAGAUUUCACUGCUUACAGUGAACCAAAGUUUAUCUGGUUUCCAGAUCCUCAUCCAGCAGCGUCUCUCUCAGUGAGUCCUGACAGAGUUCAACACUUCAAAUCUGACUCUGUGUCUCUGAGCUGUGAGGGAAACUCUACUGAAUGGACAGUGAAGUGGAUUACAGAAAUAGGUUUACUGUUUGACUGCUUCUACAUGGGGAACAUGAACAGAUCUACAUGUAGCAACAAUAUGGACUGGUAUCAUAGUGGAGUGUACUGGUGUGAGUCUGGAUCAGGACACUUCAGCAACUCCGUCAACAUCACUGUAAAGAAAGAUAUUAAUGGUACUAUCCUGGUCAGCCCCGUCCAUCCUGUGACUGAGGGAGAUCCUGUUACUCUGAGCUGCAGAUAUAAAGAACAAAAACUUCUCUCCAAUGUGUUUUUCUAUCACAAUAACAAACUGAUCCACAAUGACAGCAGAGAGGAGCUGAAGAUCUCUGCAGUGUCAAAGUCAGAUGAAGGUUUCUACAAGUGUGAACAUUCAGGAAAGGAGUCACCACAGAGCUGGAUGGCUGUUAGAGUUCCUCUCACCAGUCCUGUCAGCUCUUCACUUCCUGUGCUGCUGAUCGUUGGACCAGUUAUUGGACUCAUUCUCAUUAUUCUCCUGAUGUUGUUGUGGUGCUGCAGACGGUCUAAGG
Molecule: messenger RNA, 832 nt
Organism: Cyprinodon variegatus (sheepshead minnow)
Lineage: Eukaryota; Metazoa; Chordata; Actinopteri; Cyprinodontiformes; Cyprinodontidae
Product: Fc receptor-like B
Exons: 5
Biological process (GO): cell surface receptor signaling pathway
Molecular function (GO): transmembrane signaling receptor activity
Source: RefSeq, a predicted model, not a curated record